This is a messenger RNA of Aspergillus campestris IBT 28561, 405 nucleotides long. RefSeq lists its product as uncharacterized. NCBI's taxonomy places the organism in Eukaryota, Fungi, Ascomycota, Eurotiomycetes, Eurotiales, Aspergillaceae. The transcript has a single exon. The record is from RefSeq and is a predicted model, not a curated record. Bases 1 to 405 code for a protein of 134 amino acids.
AUGAGCCAGCCAUUCCCCAACUACUAUCUCACCCGGCCCGAUCAAGUCCAAGUCCCACUCGUCCCCCUCGACGAACUCCCCAACUGGAUCGAAGUCGGCGCCUGGAACUGGUCCGACACGUCCCUCUUCGAAACAAUGAACCCCGUCAGCUGCGACUGCAUCCCCCGGAGCGGCGAGUACGAAGUCAUAUGCCACUACUGCGCUGCAUCCGUCGACAAGCUGCACCGGAGCGUCUCCCAGCAGAACCCCCCGGCAUACCAACUCCACGAACCGCAAGCACAAACACCACCACCGUGCGUCGUCCGGCUUCUUGUGUGGCGGAGAGCACCAAGCAGCCUUGUUCUUCGCUCGUCGCUCAAGGCAUCUUGCCGGCUGUGGCGCCCUUUCUUCCACGUCCGACUCUGA